Messenger RNA from Saxophila tyrrhenica, 876 nucleotides. RefSeq lists its product as uncharacterized. Bases 1 to 876 code for a protein of 291 amino acids. The transcript is spliced from 2 exons. NCBI's taxonomy places the organism in Eukaryota, Fungi, Ascomycota, Dothideomycetes, Mycosphaerellales, Extremaceae. The record is from RefSeq and is a predicted model, not a curated record.
AUGUCUUUCAGAGCCAUGGCCACGCAAGCAAACGCGGCCCUCGAACUCUCGAGUGAACUGCCCAUGCGAAUUGACGACCUCCAAGCCCAGACCACAGCUGGCCAGCAAGCAGACGUCGAAAAGAAUCCAGCCUUGUACCAGGAGUACGGAUUAAUCCAGGGAGACCUCAUUCUCCGCAUCAAACAACUCCAGGCCCAAGAGCAGCUCAACAGCGCUGGCCAGACGACGUUGCAGGCGCUCAAGAACCGACUUUUGAUUCUCGACGUCCAAAUGGCCAGUCUUACGAGGCAUUCGAGCCCACAGUCGGGAGAGCUUGGUGCAGGGGCCAGUAAGUCAAUGGCUGGUGGAAGUGUGACGGCGCAUGGCUGCGGAUGGAAAGGAAGUGCUGAUCACCUUAUGCCUCCAGAGUCCGGUGAUUUCCCAGCGGAUGCUGAGUCCUCAACGACUGUAGGGGAUGGUCAAGUGCCCGCUGGGAGCCUUGCAGACAUCAUCCCAUUGCCCGUCAUCCCAAAGCCACCACCCCAGGUCAGCGAAGGCUCCGAGGCUGUCUCCGAGACACCAGCAUUGAGAUCGUCUUGGCCGCUCUUAUACCGGAUCAUGGACCUCGAUCCGAAGACCCCGGACGGCGUCUUCGACAAGGAGCUGAAACGCUGCCUGAAGGCGCUUUUCGACAGACACUAUCCAGGCGAAUGGCCGAACGAUCGUUGGGCGCCUGGGCGAUGGGAAGCCUGUGAGAAAGCGUACCGGAUCCUCGCUGAGCCAGCGAGCAGGCAGUUGUACGACGAUGACGGGGAGGUGCCAUCCAGCCUAAAGGGGUAUGACGCCACGCAGUUGCAUGGCAGGCAUGUCGCAAGAGGCCUUAGUCAUAUGGUAUGA